Molecule: messenger RNA, 2328 nt
Organism: Lethenteron reissneri (Far Eastern brook lamprey)
Lineage: Eukaryota; Metazoa; Chordata; Hyperoartia; Petromyzontiformes; Petromyzontidae
Product: serum amyloid A protein-like
Cellular component (GO): extracellular region
Source: RefSeq, a predicted model, not a curated record
CACCACUGGGUGAGGGCAAAGCUAUAAAGCUCACUGUGACCAUCGUUUGGCCAUCAGGGCUGGUUCUGCUCCUGCGAUUCACUUUCUGCUUUCAUCAUCGUGCAAGAUCGUGUAUCGCACCAACCAUGCUGAAGGUCUCCAUCCUCUCCGUGCUGCUCCUCCUCCUCACUCUGACCAUCGUCACUGCCAAUGGGAACUUUUUCUCACAGGCUGCGGGAGGUACCAGAGAUAUGGUGAGAGCCUACCAGGACAUGAAGAAGGCCAACCACAAAGGAGCGGACAAAUACUUCCAUGCACGUGGGAACUACGAAGCGGCCCAAAGAGGGCCGGGUGGGCGUUUUGCUGCGGCCGUGAUUAGUGACGCCCGGGAGGCUCUGCGACCCGGGAAGGAUUCGGCUGCCGACCAGGAAGCCAACCGGCAUGGACGCAACGGGGGUGACCCCAACGUGUACCGGCCUCAGGGGCUCUCCACGAAUUACUGAGCCCUGGCGAGCCUCGGAGCCGUGACCACUGUGACGACUCAACACACGUGGGUGUGACCUCCAGACCUCAUGGUGAAGGAGGCUGCGCUCACGUUUAGCUCGAAUUUUAAAACCAAUGAUUCAACUCGCACUGGGAGUUACUUAAAGCCUGUGUGUGGUUUUCUCUCCAUAACAUGUAUCUUUAGCUAAUUUUAUUAAUUAUUGAUAAUUAACAUUCACAAUCCUUUGACAAUUUACGGAUUAAUGACUUCCUACACAGCGUCAAUCACGGAGGUUGUCUGACCGUACUUCACCAUGCCGGUUAGCACGGAUUGGUAAAGGGGUGACUAGGAUGAAGUCUCCACGGUGGAGGGAUGUUAACAUCACCUGGUAUACAAGAUGUCCUGGUUUCGAUCCCGACCCUGAUGCCUGUAUAUUUGGAGUUGGUAUGUCUCUGUCCCCGUGGUCACGUGGAUUUUUCUCUGGGUUUUCUGGUUUUUCCCUCCACAUUUAGAAACAUGUGUUAGUAGUAUUUGCCUGCUAUACAUUUCCACAUGAUAAGCCACUUGGUUGAACUCUCAUCUGUAACCAGGUCGCUUCUGAUAAAGAGCUUAAUAGCUCAGUGGGCCUUACCUGGUAAAAUAACAAUUAAGUUUAUAUAAGAUGCCACUUACUGCUGGCACUUUCAUGAUACGACUGUACCACGAUGCCUGCUUACUUUUUCUGAAACAUUUCAUUUCCUGCCAAACUAUUUCUAAAGUAAGGGUGAUUGGACAUCGAAAUAAUGAUAAUAAUUACACUGCGUUAUCAGAAUCAUAGAUACGCAUUUAUAAUAGUUAAUUAAGAUUUGCAUAUAGUGAACUGCUAUUGAAGAACUUUAAAGAGCUUGUAGUCUCAAUGCAAGUAGAGUAAUGCAGAAGAUAAUACAAUAUUAGAUGUCCAGGCAGACCUCACCCAACAUUUGUGAAAAAUGCCGCGUUGGGCAAAACAGCAUUCAAACCUCAUGGGUAAAAUUGGGUUGCGUUCCUAGGUACGAAAUGAUCACCCCCUCCCUAUUUGUUUAACUAAUUCUGCCAGAUAUCUUCCUUGUUAUUGUAUUAAAGGAUGCCGCGUCACUCUCAAUACAAUGUGUGUGUGUACACUCUUAAUUUUUUUUAUUUCACCUCAAUACAAACCUCCAUCUCCAUUACUCUUCCCACACCACGGCUCUCGCUCAUCGCUCGCCCCUGACACUGUGACUUGAACGUUCAUGAUCAGCCAUCCAAGUGUAUGUCUGACUGACAUUAAAGGGGCUGCUUGCUGAAACGUUUUGAACAUCCUUUAUUCCCAAUAUAAUCAUACAAGAAUAGCAUUUGCAUUUAGCAAUUAACACCAUCAUACCCACAUAUUAUAAUCAAAUAUCAGAAUCACAGUGUAAAUUAAUAUUUUAAAGAUUAAAUGUUACAAGGUUCAGAAAUCAUGCGUUUGUAUGAUGCAUUCGUACAAUGUUUCAUUUUGAGUUAGACCACAUUGCAGUUUUUUUGGUCAAAAUUAUUGUCAAUAACCCUCCACCACCCUGCGAGAUGAUCACGUUGAUGAAGAUAUAACGUACGCGUGCCAAUGUAGUGUUCAAGUUCUGGCCGAUCUAAAGCUCCACGCUGGAGCCUUUUCUUUUUCUCACUCAGACUGCGUUGGACUUCAUCAGGCAGCGAUUUCACCACAAACCUGGUGCGCUGCUCAUCUCCCCCUCCGCUUCCGUAUCUGCCGUGACACAACCUACUGCCAAAGCGUGGAGCAUUUCCAUUGCCUUUGUCGUUUGCCUCUCUACUGCUUUUUAAUAUGUUAAUUGUUGUUUCAAACAACUUGAAAUAAAUCCAUUUCAAAUGCA